AUGGAGGGAAAUACUUUCGAUCCUGAUUUGAUUCGUGCAAUUUUCCAACUCGUUUGGAAAAGAAGAGCAGCAGAGCGGGAGAAAAAUGAACGCACAGAAACUAUGGAGGCUGAGAUGGGGGUCGGCACAUCAAAGAAGAAUCGGCUUACGUCUGCUAAUGCAAAUGCAUUGAAGCUGAGCUGUGAACUCCUUCGACUCUUUGUGACAGAGGCUAUUCAACGUGCUGCUACAAUUGCUGAAGCAGAGGGUUCUAAUAAAAUAGAAGCAACUCAUCUGGAGAGGAUACUUCCACAGUUGCUUUUAGAUUUUUAA
Molecule: messenger RNA, 312 nt
Organism: Fraxinus pennsylvanica
Lineage: Eukaryota; Viridiplantae; Streptophyta; Magnoliopsida; Lamiales; Oleaceae
Source: the annotation of a GenBank genome assembly